AAUAAUAUUUCUGAAGGAUAAUUUCGGUUUCGAGGAAUGGACCUUUGCUUUUGUAUUUGCAAAGCCUGACGAGCUGUCUGCGCGACGAAGGACAAUGGCUUUGAGUGUACAGUAUAAGGACCUUCUUGACCCAGCACCAACUACAUCUCGCGAAGGACUGUCUACCAGUUCAGUAACAAAGACUGAGGAGGAGAAAUCUCGAAUUUCGGAAAACCCAUUUUUGACUUCUAGUGGAAGAUUGAGUUUAAAAUCAAAAAAUGAAUCUCGAGAAACACCACAUUCUACUAGAUUAGUUUACCGUCAAACUGAGCAACAAAAAUCAUCUGAAAAAUUGACAUUUUCUCCUUCAUCAUCAUUGUCAUCAUUGUCAACUUCAAAGACAGAAAAGACUGAACCUCCAACAGCAGAGAAGAAAACUUUUGUCCUGAGUGGAAGAUUUAGAUUAAAAUCACCAAGUGAUCCUCCUGAAAAGCUUUCACACCGUGAAACAGAUUCACAAAAAUCAGUCGAGAUAAUGUAAUUACCGUCAUCUGUUCUACCAAGUACAACAUCAUUUCGUGAAUUUAAUGUUGCAAUCGUGAAAGAUAAAACGCAGAAUGAGCAAACAAUUGUUGCUGAUGUUAAUGCAGGACCAUCUACUUCUCAUUCUGUUUAUCGUGUACCAACAGAAACAUCAUUAUCAUCAUCGUCAUCAACUGGACUCGAUUUAAAAAUCACUUCUUCAACAGU
Molecule: messenger RNA, 729 nt
Organism: Leptopilina heterotoma
Lineage: Eukaryota; Metazoa; Arthropoda; Insecta; Hymenoptera; Figitidae
Exons: 5
Coding region: 95-520 (141 amino acids)
Source: RefSeq, a predicted model, not a curated record